CGCCGCGUUUGAAGAAAGCGAGUCUGCGGCUGAGCGGAAGAAUUACCAUCCUUACCAUCACCGCCAGGACAAGGAAGAAGUGGAAGAGCACAGUGUGAGAGCUGAUCUUCCCCAAGUUGUGUCUGCUGGCUUGGACACACUGAGUCUGUGUGUGUGGAUGUUUGUAUGGAUGCACUGACAUACAUGCUGAUAUAGGAUCCUGGCCUGAUGGAAAAGAGAGACAGGAAGCCGGGAUAUUUUGCCAGGCUGAAAAGGCGGAGACAGCUCAAGCAGAGCCCAUCGGAGAAGAAUGAGCAGAACCCGGCGAUCAUCUCCUGUCCAGACGUCCCGAAUGACAGCGAUCCAAACAAGACGACAGACCUGCAGAGAGUAACGGCAAAGGCACCUGCAGGUUUACACGAUGGCUGUAAAAGCAACAAUCAGCCAAAGAUGGAGAAGAAGAGGCCACCGGGGACGUCGGAGUUCACCGUCGGACCUGAUGAUUCCCUCAACAGCAUCGCGCUCAAGUUCAACAUCACCCCAAACAAACUGGUUCAGCUGAACAAGCUGUUCUCUCGCAGCGUCUACACCGGUCAGAAGCUUUUUGUCCCUGAUAUGAGCCAAUCAGAAGCCGAGCUAAAGUCUCCGAGCUCCUCUGAGCCCUCCUUCACUAAUGGCUUGUCUGACAAGUCAGCACAUGAUGUCAUUCCAAACUGCAGGUCAGCCAAGUCCAUCCGGCGUGAGUGCUCACCAAACUCCGAGGACGAGAGCCCGGCAACGGUUAAAUUCAUUAAGAUGAGCUGCAAAUACUUCACCGAUGGCAUGGGCGUGGUUGGAGGCGUGCUGAUCGUGACGCCCAACAACAUCAUGUUCGACCCGCACAAGUCGGACCCCCUGGUGAUCGAGCACGGCUGCGAGGAGUACGGCCUCAUCUGCCCCAUGGAGGAGGUCGUCUCCGUCGCACUGUACGACGACGUGUCGCGAAUGAAGCUCAAAGACGCUCUCCCAUCAGACCUACCCCAGGAUCUGUGUCCUGUCUACAGGCCCGGCGAGUGGGAGCAGCUGCCGUCCGAGCGGGAGUUAAACCCCUUCAGCCGCUAUGAAGCUCUGGAUCCCAAACGACCGAUAGUUUUGGAUGACAUUGAAUCAACCCUCUCUGAAACUGUGAGUACGGAGGGCGAUCCUACUGAGAAAUCUCCCUCAGAUGAAGGAUUUACCGACCUGGAGCCGACUGUCAACAGCAGCACGGAGGAGGCAGAGGGGUCGUCCUCCAAAACACCCAGCGCCCCCAACAGGGACCAACGUGAACUCCUCGGACCGAGCUGUCCGGGCCGGGGAGACUUUCAGGACAAGUUAAUGCUCAGCCAAUCCGAAGGGAAGCUGGACGAUGAAGAGGACGAAGGCGUAGCUCAGAACAGCUCCAUCGAGGACGGAGAGUCGAUACAGUCCUCCUCAGAGACUGAAAAACAGGGUAACUUGCAUGAUAAGCCUAAAAGCCAAGAGGCAACCGAGACCAAAGAUAUCAAAUCUAAAGGAACCGACGAGCUGCUAAAUAGUGUAGAAGAUGAACUAAUCGGUGCGCCAGAGGACCAAAACAGGGAGUCGAGCCUGAAGGAGGCUUCAGAGGUUCGUGGGAGGUGUAGUCCGAAGAGACAAAGCCCAGACACACCAGCAGAGGGGGAAGAACUCAGCGAGGAGGAGAGGCAGAAGAAAAACUACGAGGCAGAGAUGAAGUCCUGGCUGCUGGAGAGGAUGCAGACUCCAAUAGAAGACAUGCUGUUCUCAUCAGAGGAGAAGAGCAAAAACCCUCCCAUGUUCCUCUGCUUCAAGGUGGGAAAGCCCAUGAGGAAGUCCUUUGCCACCGGCAUGACCUCGAGUCCCGCCCACUCGUUUGGGAGCCGAGGGAAGCAGCCAGAGUAUUGGUUUGCUGUGCCGCAGGAAAGGGUGAACGAUCUCUACGCCUUCUUCGUCCAGUGGUCUCCGGACGUGUACGGGAAGGAGGCUCGGGAGCAGGGCUUCGUAGUGGUGGAGAAAGACGAGUUGGACAUGAUCGAUAACUUCUUCAGCGACCCGGCGUCGUGCAGCUGGGAGAUCAUCACCAUUGAUGAGGCGAAGCGUCGGCAGAGUUUCGGCAGCUGUGACGGAGACUUGUCUGUGGAUGCGCUGCCCAUGCUCAGCGACACGAGUGAUCUGCUGCAGGACACGCACAUCGAGAAGCUGGCCUGCCGCCUGCCUGCCCGUGUGCAGGGCUAUCCCUGGAGACUGGCCUACAGCACAGUGAAACAUGGGACCAGUCUGAAGACUCUGUACAGGAACCUGGCGGAUGUGGACAGUCCUGUGCUGCUGGUCAUCAAAGACAUGGACAACCAGAUAUUCGGGGCGUUUUCAACUCAUCCCUUCAGAGUGAGCGAGCACUGCUACGGCACCGGAGAGACGUUCCUCUACAGCUUCUGCCCUGAAAUCAAGGUGUACCGCUGGACAGGAGACAAUUCCUACUUCGUGAAAGGCAAUACUGAUUCUCUACAGAUGGGAGGAGGAGGCGGUCAGCUGGGCCUGUGGCUGGACGCCGAGCUGUACCGAGGCACCACCACCAAAUGUGCCACCUUCAACAACCAGCCGCUCUCCUCGCAGCAGGACUUCAGCAUCCACAGUGUGGAGGUCUGGACCUUCGAGUAGCCUCGUCCGCUCCAGCUGCUUCCACGUUCACUGUCCAGUCCACUACCCAAACCUUAAACCACCUCCCCCAAGUCUAUUACGCACCACUUGGAGGCUCGCCACCCACUAAAGACACUAAAUGAUCUGUGAGACGGAAGCAGCCCGUGGAUUUUGUUCACCGUGUCGGCCGACGGAGCCGAGACGGCAGCAGGGCGGCCGGGAAGGUUAUGACGACCAUUAAAAGACGGAAGAAAAUGUGUUUCCUCUCAGUUCAUUGGCUGCCUUAGACAUCCGACGACACGUCCAGCUUUCCCAGCAUGCAGACUGCCUUACCACCACAAGCUUACGAGGACAGAAGAAGAAGCCAAUCAGCAGACGGAGCUGUUGCUGUUAUAGAAAGAAGAGCAGAAAACGACGUCUGUGUCCGAGAAUCCCACGAUGCUGUAGGUUUGUUUGUGCAAAAAAUGAGGGUCGAUGUAAUUUGUAUGUUUCGGGAAUGUAUAGAAAUUUGGAAUGAUAUCUUUUUUUACGUCACGAUGAACUUGAAACUUGAAGGAAAGUGGAACUUGCCAGAGAUGAUUUUUAGAGUCUCCGCCAUCAAAUUAACUGUCAACGUGGGCAAUUGUUUACAACGGAGGUGUUCACUCCCCCCCCGGAGCACUUCCCCCCAAAAAGCUGUCUCGUCCUGUUUCUGUGAGUUUUAGAUGAAAUGAAUGAGUCCCAUUGCAUCUUCACGUCCGUUUUCCUUCCCCGUACAAUCCAGAACCACACGGCAGAACCAGGAAACGUAUGACCAAAUAUGCUCGUCUUAAUUUCAUAUUUGUCCUAAACUCCUCAUAUUUUCUAAAGUAUUUUAGAUUUUUAUUUUUGCAUUUUAUUUUUACAAAGAAUGUUCAGUUGGUUUUUUUUAUGAUUGCUGUUCUGUUUUUUUUAUGGAAAUGUGCUAAAUACUUCAGUUGACUCGUGUCAGUAUUGAACCCACAUCCCACCCCGACUCAUUUUAUCCUCCACUUCUUUUUAUUAGUGGUCAUCGUUGUUCAAGACGUUCAACAUGAUGUCACUUUGCACUACAGGAUUAAUCCAAGCUGUGUCGUGGCCCUUUGUAAUUAAGCAUUUCUUCGAUGUAAAAUCGUUACUGAAUGUUGUUUAAUCUUUAUUACUGCGGGAGGGAAGCUGCCUGUUGAAGCGCAGGUCAACCUCUGUUUAAAAAAAAAAAAAAAAAUGGAUGGAAAAGGGAUCAUCUGUUUUUGCACUCUGAUACGCCACUAACUAAACAUUCAGAUCUACUAACACGGAAGAGAAAUGUUCAUUGAUAUCCUUGCAUACAGGCUUGUAGUGCAUGAAUGUGCGGCACUGCAAACGUCUGACACCACUGGGAAUGAUACCCGCCAUACUCGUCACUAAUGCCAGUUAUCGCUUCAUGUGAAAAUGAGCUUUGUCGUCUCCAGCUGUUCUGUGUUGUAACUGUGAAUGCUCCCCAAGUAUUAUUUCUUGUGAAUCCAAAACUACUGUGUUCUGUGAUGUCACUAAGAAUCUAUUUAUUGUAUUGUUAUUGCAUUUAAACCUAAAUAAAUGUUAAAUAUAUACGUAUAGAA
Molecule: messenger RNA, 4229 nt
Organism: Stegastes partitus (bicolor damselfish)
Lineage: Eukaryota; Metazoa; Chordata; Actinopteri; Pomacentridae
Gene: ncoa7b
Product: nuclear receptor coactivator 7b
Exons: 17
Coding region: 208-2655 (815 amino acids)
Biological process (GO): response to oxidative stress; regulation of transcription by RNA polymerase II
Cellular component (GO): nucleus
Source: RefSeq, a predicted model, not a curated record